AUGGCGCCGUCCGACGACGCCGAAGCGUCUCCCCUCGACGGCGUCUACCACUCCCUCAAGACACUGCUGCUCGACCACAAGUACGCCGACCUCGUCAUCCGCUGCGGCGGCCAAGACUUCAAGGCCCACCGAGCCAUCGUCUGCCCGCAGUCUUCCUUCUUCGCCAAGGCCUGUGACAACGGCUUCAAGGAAGCCGAGACCGGCGUCAUCGACCUGCCCGACGAUGAGCCCGAGAUCGUAACCCACUUCCUCCAGUUCCUCUACACGGGCAACUACCAGGACGGCGAGCACCUGGUCCUCGACAAGCCCGCCCACGCCGCAACUCUGACCCUCGACGACGUUGGACGCGAGCUGCAAGCCCCCCUCGGCGUUGUCACGGGAGGCCAGUGGGAUCGCUUCAAGCGGCCGAGGCUCAGGAGCCAGGUGCACGCCACGCUAUGCGGCGCCGACGACGGUCAUCAACCGGGGCCCGACGACGAUGAGGAGCCCGGGAGUGAGUCCAAUGCGGACGAGUCGAGCGACGAGGAGUCAAACGACGACGACGACGACGAGGCUGAGGUUGGCCAAGUUGAGGCUGGCCAAGUCGGCCUUGACCAGGUCGACGUGGAAGAGCCCAGGGAGGAAUACUCUUCAGGAUCCGAGGCCGACGAAGCCCCAGCCACGGAAGACGACGCCGUGGACAUACAGGCUUACAAGCACGACCGCCCCACCAGCCUCGCCACCUCUCUCCGCGUCUACGUCAUGGCCGACAAAUUCGACGUCCCCGCCCUCAUGCUCCUCGCCCGCGAGCGCUUCUGGAACACGGCCCGCCAAGUCUUCGAGACGCACCCGGACUUCCCCGCCGUCGUCGACGAGCUCUACCAGACGACAGCCCCCUCGGACUGUGCCAUGCGCGAGAUCCCCUGCCGCCUCAUCGCCGCCAGCUUCGCCUGGGGCGCGCCCACCUGCAAGGCCCUCGAGCCCGUCAUGUGCAAACACGGCGAUCUGGCCCUCGGCGUCCUCAAAUACAGCAACUUGUAUCUGCUUCACCCCAAGUGUCCCGCCUGCGUGGCCAGCAAGGAUCUCUGGGACGAGGAGUCGUCCGAUGACGGAGCGUAUUUGCCUUGA
This is a messenger RNA of Hirsutella rhossiliensis, 1107 nucleotides long. Its product is annotated as BTB/POZ domain-containing protein. NCBI's taxonomy places the organism in Eukaryota, Fungi, Ascomycota, Sordariomycetes, Hypocreales, Ophiocordycipitaceae. Bases 1 to 1107 code for a protein of 368 amino acids. The transcript has 2 exons. Gene Ontology annotation, molecular function: protein binding. The record is from RefSeq and is a predicted model, not a curated record.